UUGCAGAAGCCCUUCCUCGCGUCACUCUCUCCGCCUGGCAAGUGCUGGGAGCGCAGGCUGCUGCUCUUCCAGCGCUCGCCUGCUCGCUCCCUCCCUCCCUCCUCCUCCUCCUCCUCCUCCUCCACCACCACCACCAUUGUAUAAUGCUUCGUGAUCGCCGCAGCCACAGGAAAGCGGAGGCUUAAAUCCUCCCUGAGCGGCAUUCGCCUCCCCGCCCCCCACCCUAUUCCACCUCCUCUGUCCCACCGUCAGCCCCCCUCGGGUGAGGAGAGUGACAUAUGGAGCGAGUGGAAGAUUAGGAGCGUGCAGCGGCAGCAGACCCUGAUGCUUUAGUUCUCAGGAGGAACUGCAUGUGAUAUAUGUUGGGGAAAGGAGGAAAACGGAAGUUUGAUGAGCAUGAAGAUGGGCUGGAAGGCAAAGUGGUGUCUCCUACCGAUGGUCCAUCUAAGGUGUCUUACACCUUACAGCGCCAGACUAUCUUCAACAUUUCCCUUAUGAAACUUUAUAACCACAGGCCAUUAACAGAGCCAAGCCUGCAAAAGACUGUUUUAAUUAACAACAUGUUGAGGCGGAUCCAGGAGGAACUCAAACAGGAAGGCAGCUUGAGGCCUAUGUUCAUCACCCCAUCGCAGCCUACAGAUCCUCUUGGAGACAACUUUCGAGAAGCUCAGCCUGCCUUUAGCCAUCUGGCCUCUCCGCCAGUCCACCCCACUGACUUAGCAAGCCCUACACCACUGGAGUCUUGCCUCACCCCUGCCUCUCUGCUUGAGGAUGACACUUUUUGCACUUCCCAGACUAUCUCACUAGAUAGUCCUCCAAAAUUACCACCUCCAACGAUCCAACCAGUAAAGGACAGUUUCUCCUCAGCCUUGGAUGAAAUUGAGGAGCUCUGUCCAACACCUACCUCCGCUGAGGCAGUAGUAGCUACAGCAGCAGCAGAUACAACUGCGCCAGAUAACUCUAAGGAGAACUCCAGUGAAUCCAGCAUCCAAAAGCCUGAGGGUAUACAGGAGAACAGAAUGAGUGAGCCUAAACUCAUGGACUCGUUACCUGGCAAUUUUGAGAUCACAACUUCUACAGGUUUUCUUACAGACUUGACCCUGGAUGACAUUCUCUUUGCAGACAUUGAUACAUCUAUGUAUGAUUUUGACCCUUGCACAUCCUCUACAGGGGCUGCCUCAAAAAUGGCUCCUGUCUCCGCAGAUGACCUCCUCAAAACUCUGGCACCCUACAGUACCCAGCCAGUAACCCCCAAUCAGCCUUUCAAAAUGGACCUUACAGAACUGGAUCACAUUAUGGAGGUGCUUGUCGGGUCAUAGAUGGAUAGCAACUUUUUAAAUGCACCAGUAUAAACCCUUGGUAGUAUUUUCACAAGGCCCCCUCUCCUUUCAAACCUACCAAGAAACACAUACAGACACACACAUAUAUGCACGCACGCAAAUACACACACCACUGUGCAUGCGUCUUUGCUUGUCUUUUUUUUUAAGGAUCAUACUUGUUUUUGCUUCAAGCAGAGUUGGAGUGCCUUCAUUCAUGUAUGACCACUUUUAAUGUAUUUCUGAAAGUGGUUCCUCAAGGGAGACCUGAAAUCCUGAUAUAGGAAGAAAAUGCAUAUUGUAAAACAUAAAUAUGUUUGACAAAAAAAAUGUAAAAGCUAAGCACAAGGAUUAUGUUGGGAAAAAGCUGUAAAUUGCAUGUGCAUAUUUGUCUAUUUUUUCUAUAAGUUUUAUUGCAAGAGGUUAAAAUAUUAUUUAGAUAAUUGCAGUACCUUUUUGGCAUUUUAGCCCUGUCUAGGUUGACUUAGCAAUUCAGCCUUUUUAGAGGUAUUAAUGAUUCCUCUUUAAAUGUUGCAUUUACAUGGCUCUUUAGAAACUGCUACCCAAAUUUAUUUUAUAUUUUUGUAUAGAUUCUGCAAUUUAUGAUAAUUGGGUUUCUUUCUUAGAAAAAGAAAAAGAAACAAAACAAAAUGCUGUUUAUACUCACAUACACACAAAAAGGAAAUAGCUAUUUUGGUAGGAUUUGCUCUUCCUGUUCCUGCAUAUACCUUCUGAUGUACAAGAACCGCUUGUAGUUUUAUACAGACUUGUAGUGUUUUAUAUGCAUAUAAUGGUGCAAAGAGAAGUUUGGAUCAAAUCAGUCUCCAGUUGGCCUCCCUGAAUCCAGACUCCCAUGCUUGAAGGAAAAGACCAAGGGCUCUUCCCUUAAAAGUUUCACAGAUAUUUACUCCCUGCUGCCUACUACUGUGAUUAACAAAAACCUUAGAGCCAUGUAUAUUCCAACACUGAUGUCAAACAGUUGGCAGGAAAUAGCUGUGAAACUUUAUUCUGAUGAAACUCCCUUGUUCUCCCUUCCCUCACUCCAAAAAGAUCAAGAAUUAAAAAAUAUACAGUAUAUCCUCAAACCAAGCUUUUUAAAAAAUUGCAAAACAGAUUCCAUCCUUAGUCUGACAGAGUAGAGUGUCCUUAAGUCCGUUGAGCUCAGCUUUGUAAUAUUUUACAGCUUUCCUGGUGAGAAAGUUGUGCUCCUGGAAAGAUCUUUCUUUUUGGUAAGCGCACCCUUGACAGAGUGCCCUGUUCAGAUUCAAACAGUAGAAAUCGGCGGGCUUUGGUGUACUUUACUCUGUCUUGUAGUAUUACCAUAGUAAUGGCAUCUAGUUUUAGAACAUCACAAUUUAGGUGGUUAUCAGUUUUAAGGGGAAGCAUACUGUGGCUGUAGCAGUUUGGGACAGAUAGUUUUGCUUGAUUGUUUUGGAUUUUUAUUUUGUUUAAAGCUUGAAAGUAAGUUGCAUUGAAAUCAGUGGAGAUUCCUUCCAAGAAACUGAGUUUAGGAUCAGGGGUGGAAAAAGGCCCUUUGUCUCUCUGACAGUGUAAUUCUAAUGUACCUUAUUUCUUCUGAUCAUUCUUCUGAUUAUUCUUGCCCUUUGCUUGGAACAUUAAUAUUCUUAUUCACUGUGUUGGCAAGUGCUGAAAAAGAAAAAGGCAACUUCAGUAUUACUGCAGUGAAAUCAUCUCUUAUCAGCACUGGAUGGACUCACUCAAGUAUCCAUUGCUCUUAAAACUGGAGCUGGUUGUGCUUUGAACACUUGGUAUCUUUUGGGGGAGGUUGGUUUCUUGAUUCAACUCUGUUCCUUGCUUUAUACUUUAUAUACACUGUUUGACAAUGUAUUGAAACUGCAACCUUCUAUGCAUGUUUCCUCCCCACUUAAGUCUUCUCAUUUCUGCACCUGUUGCAAUUUUUCUCUCUGUUCAUUGUGAUGUACAUUUGUGUUAAAGAAAACUUGCAAUGUUAUCAUGCCUGUUGCCGAGAUUGCUAUGGCAUAUUAAUUUUAAAUGGUACUUAAUUGAGUGCAGGUUACAAACUAUACUGUUGAUAUGCAUAUGGCUUCUUUAGGAAUAACUUUUAUAUUUAUUUAAGAAAUUUUAAAUUAUGUUUUAUGUAAUUUGGCAAUAUUCAGUUGGUUCUGCUCACUUCUUCUCAUGGAUUUUUAAAAAUUGGGUCUUGUCUGCCUUUAAGAAGGCAGCUUUAUAAACUGGCACUUUAGAACGGGCCAUAUCUAUUUAUUUAAAAUGCAUGUAAUUUAUUAUAUGUAAUGCACAGACAGUUUUUCAUUCCUGUCCAAACUAUCUGUGUAAUUAGAGUCCUGCGUGCCUACACUAAGUAUACCAUUCCAAAUUAUCAACUAAACUCUAAUAAAUUAAUCAGAUUUUGCUAUCUUGAAAAACCUAUCUCACUCAAAUAACAGUGUGGUCAUAAAAUGAAUUUGAAGUUGCUUGUCUUUAUAAGCAAGCAUAUUUUUGCCAAUUACUGGUGGUGUGGGGAGGAAAAAAAAGCUGGCACAUUCAAAAAAUUUAACUAGAAGCUAUAACAACCUAUUUAGAUUGCAAAAUGCCCUGAACAAAGACUUUUGUUAGUCUGGUAAUCACUAGGAAUAUGGCUGGUACUGUAUAAAACAACACUGACUCACAGUUUCAUUAGGAAUUUGUGGGCUUGAGAAGAUUAGGUCUUCCCAAUCGGGGCUGCAGAAAUCCAAAAGACCACUAAAUUGUAGCAAAGAGAUACAAAAACCUCUCUGGGCUUCCACCUCUUGGUUGUCCAGAUCUUUGCAGAACCAGAUAUGGUAGCCAGACAUGGUAGAGGAGAUGAAAUAAGAUGCUUGCUGAUAUGUUACUAGCCAAAUAGGGUAACCUGGGGUGCAGAUAUCUGUAAUGCUAGAACGCACUCAAUUUAGUUUUAAUCAGUUAAUCAGGAUGGCAGUAUCCCAAGCCUUUGCUGGAACAGUCUUUGAUUUAGAUUAAAAUUAAGAAAUGUCAAGGAAAAAAUGUAAACAAGAUUUACCAUUGUCAAAAUCUGAUUUUACACGUAAUCCAGAAACAAUACUCUCCUCUUUGGAUGAGCUAAUGGAGUAUAUAAACAAGUACCACAUGUUGGGCAGGAGUUCAAAUUAACACCAUUUUAGAGAGGAACAGUAGGUUUGUUUUUCAAAUGCUAACCUUGCCGUACGUACAAAGGAAAGCCGUUUGAAACCUUGAGCAGAAAUCAGUCCUGGUUUCAACUUUCUGUGAGGCAAAUGAGUGGGAUUAUGGCAGAUAGUACCUCUACCCUACAGAAUUAGACACCCAAGUAUGAUGAGUGCCUCACAGAAAUACCAGCUGAAAUACUUCUGUCUCUACAAUGUAACUUCUUCUCUUAAAAGAUCAGAACUUACCAGGCUACUGUUCCUCUUUUCCCCACCCCCCAGAUUCCACCUUGAAUGUUGGGGGCAUUUUUAAUGACACAUAUGUGCAAUGAAGUGACGAGAAGAGAGCAGAAUUAAAAAAGCUGUUUGAAUUUGAAGUGAUUUUUCCAUUUUGUUUUUCAUAAGUUAUUUAUUCCAUUUUAUUUUUCUUUUGUAAAUAUAUUUAUUUUAUUGUGAAGCUAACAACAUCUGGAUUGUAACAUGUACAGAAUGUAUGGUAGGAAUGUAUUCUCUUGUAGGAAUGUGAAAUCCAUACAAGAGGGAGCUGAAAGUUAGAUUUGGAGAUUAUUAUCUGGGUUCUGUUCCGAAUACAUGUCAUUCACCAGAUCUCUCUCCCACCUCUCCUGCUUUUCUCUACUGAGAGUCGCUCUGAUUCUAUAGAACAUGCAAAAAAAAUUAUAAACUUAGUUAUACAAAUCAAACUGUUUGGUAUUGUUGGGUAUUUUAAAUGGGCCAGGUCCUAUUUCAAGCAGCCAAACACAGCCUUGGUUUCAAUGGGACUUUGUUGCAUUAUGUCUACUCAGAAGUAAGCUUCACUGAAUUUAAUUAAGCAUACUCCUGAAUAAGCAUAUGCAGAAUUUCAGUCUUAAAGGCUUAAAGUGAUAUAUUCUCACUCUGGUAGCCGGAACUGAAUGGGGAUGUGUGUUAGCACGGUAUAGCCUAUGUAUGUUUGCUGACGAACAAACGAAGAGCAUUUAAGAUUUCUCUCCCUUCAAGAUGCAUAGAAGCAGCGUGCACCACAGGUUUCAUCCUAGAGAGCUGGGCAGAGCAAGCUGGCUUCUUGCAAUGGAGAUGAUGUAGGUUGAAAGCAGCUUUCCUACCAAACAGUUCAGUUUCACACCACGGCAAUUUAUUUUUUCCCCAGUUUUAGUUUGGAACUGCUACUGCUGAAAACUAGGAAAUUAAAUGGGGCAAGGGGCAGGGGAGCCAAAGUCCAUUAACCAAACUAAGAUUAGCCUUUACUUUACACAUAAGUGUGCCUUUUUUUCUGCAGAGAGAGUGUAAAGUGGCAUGACACAACCUAUUUCAAAAAUGCAUGUUUAUAACUUGUCACCAUUUCCCUUCAAAUGAUUAUGCAUAAGCAGCUGUUUAAGGAGCACUGUUGAAAGUGGUCUGUCGUUGAUCAGGUAUGGCAAAUGUACAGUGCGUUAUAUAUUAAUAUGUACAUCCACUGGCAUGUCCUUAUGAGACUUCUCGGGACAAAACAAAGCAAUGCAGAAGCCAGUGGUAGGAGAGGGAACGUGUGGCAUUCCAUGACAAAGUUGAGGUUUAGGUUUAAGUAUAGGUAAUGUUGUAUAACAGUUUGCAAUAACUCCUUGUCUGCUAGCUGCUAUGUAGCUUGCAGAUUAACAGCCCUAGACUUAUAUUUUAUGAAACUGAACAAGGAAGCCUCUAGGAGCAACAUGGUAGAAGUUAAUAUGGAACAAAAUCUAUGGAAGAAUAUGAUCGUUCUAUCAGAAAUCAAUUAAAAGCAUUUGCAUUCACAUUUCUGUUGGGUUUUGCAUCCAUGAAUGCAGAUAAGUGACCAAAAUGUAGACUUGUCAGUGCAAAUGUUUGUACCAAAUUUCCAAGGAUUAAUAAGGACAUACCUCAUAGUAGGUGUAAGCCAUACUGAGAAGCUAUGUUCUGUAGAAGACUUUUCGUAUUGGUUUCAAAGGCAGAUCCUUGUUUCCACCGUUUGAGACAAUUCAUCAGCACAGAGGCAAAAUCUGAUCUAACUAUAACCUCCACCCUUCCUAGGGUAGUAUUUCUAGAGAAGAGCAAACAGAUCUUAAGACUCUUAGUAAAAUGCUGCAGUUGAAGCAUUCUGUGGGGGAAGCCGUUCUAGUCUCUUGGGGUGAGGUGAACAUAUGAUAGGCUGUACUCAAAGCCCCAAAUUCACAUCUCCCACCCUUCUUCAGAACAUCAUUUGUGCUGGGAAAUGAGGUGAAGGUCUAGCCUGAAUCUGGCUCCACAGAGCAGACUCUGAGCAAGCAGCGUUUAGACUUCUCGGACACAGAAUUGUAGGCACUCAGUAGGCAGUGCCAAGGACACCAUGCCGGAAGUUCCUCUCCCUCUCAGACAGUUGCCUGCAGGAGAGAGACUUCCCACAUGGAAACUGUUGCCACCAACAUUAGUGUUGGUGCUAGUUGCUCUGCUUUACAGUGAGAGACAGAAUUAAGACUACCUUUUCAGAGAGGCCAGGAUGAGAAUAAGUUGUACCAUGUGAUUUUUUUUUUUUAAUUGUCUUAUAGAACCUGACUUGUGAAUCUAAAGUUUACAGUUGAAUAACAACCAUGAGCAAAUGGAUGUGCACCCUCCUGAGAAAUGGCUCAUUGGAUCUAGAAUGUAAUUGUGAUUGUUAAAAAAAAAAAAAAAAAA
This is a messenger RNA of Python bivittatus (Burmese python), 7096 nucleotides long. It is a transcript of the gene SERTAD2, whose product is annotated as SERTA domain containing 2. Lineage: Eukaryota; Metazoa; Chordata; Lepidosauria; Squamata; Pythonidae. Gene Ontology annotation, molecular function: transcription regulator activity. Gene Ontology annotation, cellular component: nucleus. The record is from RefSeq and is a predicted model, not a curated record.